Messenger RNA from Galleria mellonella (greater wax moth), 3338 nucleotides. Its product is annotated as B-cell CLL/lymphoma 6 member B protein-like. The transcript is spliced from 5 exons. Gene Ontology annotation, biological process: negative regulation of transcription by RNA polymerase II; neuron differentiation; regulation of cell cycle process. Gene Ontology annotation, cellular component: transcription repressor complex; nucleus. The coding region runs from base 417 to 1703 and encodes 428 amino acids. Lineage: Eukaryota; Metazoa; Arthropoda; Insecta; Lepidoptera; Pyralidae. Gene Ontology annotation, molecular function: RNA polymerase II cis-regulatory region sequence-specific DNA binding; DNA-binding transcription repressor activity, RNA polymerase II-specific. The record is from RefSeq and is a predicted model, not a curated record.
CUAUUUAAAAGUUUUUUUUUUUUGUGUGACGAUUUAUAAUUUUCUUUUGUAGAACAACCUCUAUGGGGGUUCGUGCGGCCCGUGCCACCGCACGAGCCAGGGUGCGCACCCUGCGACAACCCGUCAGUCCUGUGUCGACCGCUCUGCCGUGCGGACAACCGCGCACCCCAAUCAUAUACAAACAAUUACGAUAUCGCAAACUUUUAAUUUUAAUUUUCGAACACAGUAACAAUCAUUAAAAAUAUAAUUCUAAAAUUUUCAUUCCAAAUUUAAAAUAUAUACACUUUUUAAAAAUUUUUGGUGCAGCAGGGGUGUCGCCGGCUGAGUCAGCAGUGGACCAAGCAUCAGAUCAAUCGAGAAGAAAACAUUGAUCAGUAAAAAAGCGUGACUAUGAAUCCUGUAGCGAAAUACUGAAUAUGGAAGCACCAUUACCACACUUUCACCGACUAACAUCUUCGCGAUUUUACCAACAUUAUAUUUCACCACCUGUCCGUGUCUCCAGCGAUUACAUCCACGACCUUCUUCCACAACAACAUCCUACACUACUACAACAAUAUUUGGCCUAUUACAAUGAACCACUCGUGCCCCUUGAUUUAUCUCUCAAAACUACUACGCCAAUCACUCCGCCCUGUACCCCUCCACCUUCUCAGAAAAGAAAAACAUGCGAUGAUAAAACUUCCAAAUCACCUAAAAUUUUUCGCCAUUUUGAGGACAGCAGUGAACCAAAAACUGAUACUGAUGAAAAAUUGGAACAAAAGAAAACAGAGGAUGAAAAUUCAAACGACAGUGAUAGUCCAGAAGCUAAAAAAUUAAAAUUUACCAAAAAAUUUUUUGAAGAACUUAAAACUUGCCUCCCGCCUGAAACAGAAAUACCAACAAAGAGCGAAAGAAGUUCACCUGACAUUGUUGAAAUAAAAGAUGUUGAAGAACGUCCUAAAAAAUCUCCGAAACCAGCGACUCAACCUCUAAAGAAAAGUAAAGCGGUAAGGAGAUUAAUGUUUGACGAAGACAAGACAUCUCCCGUCUCCGGAACAAUCAUACGUGAUUUAGAAGAGGACGAGACGCUUGUUGUGAGAAAGGGUGACAUAGAUCCAGCUUUUAAUGUGGUUGAAGUGACCGAAGAAGCCAAAGCAUUGAUAGCGAGUAUUGAGAAUCGACUCGGAAGAUACAUUUGCAGACUAUGUCGAAGACUAUACAGUGAUGCAUUUGCUUUGGCGCAGCAUAGAUGUUCAAGGAUAGUUCAUAUUGAAUACAGAUGUCCAGAAUGCGAUAAGGUAUUCAACUGUCCAGCGAAUUUAGCAUCCCACCGUCGCUGGCAUAAGCCUCGAGUACCUGGUGCCACCAAACGUAGGGAAACCCCAUCAUCAGAUGCUGGCCGCUUCCCAUGCCAGCAAUGUGGAAAGUUGUUCAAAAGACAAGCAUAUCUAAGAAAACAUCUUUUAGCUCAUGAACAACCCGAUAAUGAAACAGAAAAAGAACCGUCUGCCUUCAGGCAAGUCCAGACAGAAUAUCCUGCUUAUCAAUCGGAAACAAACCGUGACAACAAUUUCAAUACGUUCUGGAACAAGAUUCCGCCACCUCAACAGGAGAUGAAUUGGGAGGAUGUACGUACUCGCUGCGUGUCUUCCUGCUCCUCAGAAGACUCGAGGAGCCUGGAUGUGACGGGCUCGGAGGACGAAGGUGGGGGCGUGGGAGAUGGGUGACGGCGCGUGCUGCGGCCCGUGCCGCGAUUCCCACCUUAUGCACCUCUCCCUAAUGCUCUUUAUGCCUACACCACUUCGUAUGCUCAUGAUAGUCACUUGUAUUUUUCUUAGAAAAAUAUAUAAGUACGAUGAGAUUUUCGUUCAGUUAAAUUUGUCACGUCUAUUAAUAACAUAUCAUGUCUAGAUAUAGGUACAUGUUAUAAUGUAUAAAAAUCACGUGUCACUGUAUCCGUGCACGUUAGUCUUCGAAACUACUCCAGUUGGUUCCAGUUUGAAAGUGGAAUGACAUCGGGUCAACGGUAAAUUUAUUAAAUUCAAUUAUGUAAAACAUUUUGCACAAACAACAGUGUAUUGCGUAAAACAUUUUAGCCCAAAAAUGCAUAUAUAUGCAUAUAUCUUCAAUAUGUAUUGGAUAACUAUUUAAAAAAAAAUUGAUACAACCACAUCAUUUUUAACUUAGGUCUAAAUAGUAUAGGGCACAAGUCAAACAUAACCCAAUGCCAGAGUACGAGUAUAUUGCUACAUUACAUAUUAUACGAAAUAAUCAUCGGUUUUCUAAUAUCUUAGGCAGGAAUUACAUUUUUAUCUAUAAUAUAUAGAAUUGAUUUUAUCAUAAACUCAUUGUUAACUUUGCAUCAGUUUAGAAACUCUUUAAUUAUAAGACUAUGUGUAUAUAUGUGUAUAUAUUAGUGACUAAUAGAUAUACGUAAAUACGAUAUCAGUGGUAUAUAAUUACUUAUUUAAUGUAAAUAAAUGUGAUCUCCUACAGCAACAUUCCAAAUUUCACGUAUAAGCUUGUUAAACAUGGCACGUGAGUAUUACUUUAAAUUUAACAUAGAUCUAGUUUUAGUAUUGUUUAGAAAACGAAUUAUUUAUAAAUUUUGUAGGUUUAUUACGAGUACCUAUGAAUUAGCUCAAACGCUUAUAACUUUAAAUUAGAUACUUAUUUACUAAGUUUGUUUGCAACGUUGUUUAUGUUCAGUUAUAUAUUCUAAGUACAUAAUUUUUCAUUUAAAUGAAUCUGUUUACAGAUAAUAGUCGUAACAAAUGUUAUCACAUCAUUAAAGAAGACGCUUUUUUCCCCAUUCAAUUUACAUAAAAUAAUAUUUAGCUAUGAUUUUUAAUGUUUAUGAUACUUGUAUAUAUAUGAUGGUACAAAGAUAGAAAUAAUAAAAAUAGUAUAGAGACAUCAUGAUAUACUCGUAAAGUUAAAUUAUAGAAAAACGUGCAGAAUCACAACAUCUAAGUAUACAGAUAUCGUUUUAAAAAUGAACAUAAGUUUUAAAAAUAAUAUCUAAGUAUUUAUAGAAAUUUUUAAUUGAUUUAUUCUCAUUCAAGUUAAAAAGCAUUAAUUGUAACACUAAUAUAAAUUUUAUUUAAAUGAACGUGUCCUUACGUUAUAGCACUACAAACUUUUAAAUUCUGUCUUAAUUCACACCACAUCGUAUAAUAUAAUUACUGUCAGAAAUUACAGCAAUCAUCGUCACAUUGUUUCGAUCGACGUCUUGAAUGGGCCAUCGCAAUCGAUGCACCGGCAUAUUUUUAGAUGCAAGCCAGUCCCUCAUAAAGUUUUCAGUGAUAACUGUUCAUCGGAAUUGAGUCCGUUCUGUAUGUAAGUAGGCCGACACACCUACA